AUGCCAAUCAGAUGGACUCCCGAGACAGAUCAGAUACUCUUGCUCAAAAUCCUCGAGACCUCUGACGUUUCUCCCAAAUGUGCCGAGAUUGCCGAGAGAUGGCCUGCCGGCCUAGACCGUCCUACUUCACGUGCAAUCUCCGAGCGCAUCUUCAAGAUACGCGCUAGAGCUAAAGCCUCGGGUACUGCUGGCCACUUCGCCGUCCCCUCUGCCAACUCCAACGCUGGCACACCACGCAAGAAGGCCACAAAUGGUAUCGCAAAGAAAGCUCCAGCGAAGAAGACCAACGGAACCAAAGGCGGAGCAGGCAAGCGCAAGCGUGGUGGUAGGAUGAGCGAAGACGAAGUCAUGGACGACACCGAACCUGAUGGCUUCAAGUCCGACAACAAUGGGUCAGAGGCUACGGAUGACGAGGUUCCCAAGAGGAAGACAAAGAUCAACAGCACAGCCAAGGGCAAGGGUAAAGACGGGGACCCAGUCAAGGUGAAGGGUGAAGAGGAGGAGAACGGCACCUUUCACGACAGCGUAUAUGAGAACCCUUUUGACGAAUACGAUGCUGUAGAGUCGGUUGACUACGCUUGA
Molecule: messenger RNA, 582 nt
Organism: Letharia columbiana
Lineage: Eukaryota; Fungi; Ascomycota; Lecanoromycetes; Lecanorales; Parmeliaceae
Exons: 4
Coding region: 1-582 (193 amino acids)
Source: RefSeq, a predicted model, not a curated record